AUGAGUAUAGCAGAUACGUUUAGGAACGGGACGGUUUUCGUUACCGGAAGUACGGGGUUUCUGGGGAAAAUACUCACGGAAAAAUUAUUAAGGUCUUGUGACGUGAAAUGCAUUGCGAUUCUCGUUAGAGGUAAAUGUGGAGUACCUGCCAGUCAACGAGCUGCGGAUAUUUUUAAACAAUCAAUCUUCGACCGCCUAAGAUUUGAAAACCCUGACUUUGUCACAAAGAUAAAAACAAUUGAUGGACAUAUAGAUAAACAAUCAUUAGGGAUUUCAACAGAUGAUUUUGAUUGGCUGAUAAAAAAUGUGAAUUUCGUAUUUCAUUGUGCUGCUACAGUCAAAUUUAAUGAAACUCUUGAUAUGGCAACAAAACUAAACAUCCAAGGGACAGAAAAUGUAUUAGCACUAGCGGCGAAAAUGAAUUAUCUUAAGGGUUUUGUUUAUGUAUCAACCGCUUAUUCUCACUGUCCCAGAAGUGAAAUUAAAGAAGAAUUCUAUCCCGUUUCAAUAUCAGUCAAAGAUUUAAAAAAAUUAAUUGAAAUCGAUGAAAAAACUAGCAACGUUUUGGAAGAUUGGCCUAAUACAUACACUUUCACUAAAGCGCUCACAGAAAAUAUGAUAUCAACAAAUGAAAACCAAUUGCCAAUUUCAGUGUUUCGUCCUUCAAUUAUAGGGUGCACACAAUCUGAACCAGAACCAGGUUGGAUGAAUAAUGUGCAAGGGUUAGUUUAUGUAGUUAAUUCAAUCAUGCUUGGAUUUUUAAGAGCAAUUGCAAUGUCAAUGGAUAAAAAAACCGAUAUUGUCCCAAUUGACUACACUGCCAAUGCACUAAUUACCGUAAUGUGGGAUACGGUAAACCGGUAUCAAGAUGGUAACGAAAAAAACAAGAAACCAAAAAUUUAUAAUUACGUGUCUAGUUUUGACAGCCCAGUACAUUGGCUGACGUUCUUUAACUAUGUUUAUGAAACUUACUAUCAGGCGCCUCCGUUGCAAUCAAUAUGGUAUAUAUUUUGUAUAUUUUCUGCCAAUAAUUGGUUCAUCAAUAUUAUGAGAUUUUUGUUACACCGUAUACCUGCUGCGUUUGUAGAUUUGUCGUUGAUUAUUUGUGGUAAAAAUACAAAAAUGUUGAAAAUUUAUAAAAAACAAGAUAAAAUGAUGGAUACGUUUGAAGUGUUUAUGACGAGGGAAUGGAAAUUUGACAACAGUAAUACUCGGAAAUUAUGGGCGUUAUUAAGUCAAGAGGAUCGUAAGAAAUUUUGGUUCGGUUUCGAAGACUUCGAUUGGAAAUCCUAUACACAAACUAUGGUUUACGGAAUUAGAAAAAAUAUUCUACAGGAAGACUUAAAUAACAUGACUAGAGCAUUAUCGAAAAACCGAAAGUUAUUCUGGUUGCAUCAAUUGUGCAUUUUUCUUAUUAUUUACAUUGUAUUUCAAGUAUGUUGGAUGUUUGUGCUGUAA
Messenger RNA from Metopolophium dirhodum (rose-grain aphid), 1458 nucleotides. Its product is annotated as fatty acyl-CoA reductase wat-like. The coding region runs from base 1 to 1458 and encodes 485 amino acids. Gene Ontology annotation, cellular component: peroxisome. Lineage: Eukaryota; Metazoa; Arthropoda; Insecta; Hemiptera; Aphididae. The record is from RefSeq and is a predicted model, not a curated record. Gene Ontology annotation, biological process: long-chain fatty-acyl-CoA metabolic process. The transcript has 8 exons. Gene Ontology annotation, molecular function: alcohol-forming very long-chain fatty acyl-CoA reductase (NADP+) activity.